CUUUCUCCUCAUUUCAAAGAGCUGCAGCACCCCCUGCUAUUACCUGGAGGCGUUUUGCAAGGGUCUAGAGCAGGCGAUGAGGACCUUGUGCCCCUCAAAUCUCAACAGGAAGCCCUAAUCGACAUCUACUUCCGCCGAAUCCACCCAUUUUUGCCGCUGCUUGGCGAAGAUGAGACACGGUCUCAAUCCGCAAGCGGCACAAUCCCUCUUCGUCUGCUCCAGUCAUUUUGCCUGACUGCCUUCAAAGACAAAAGCGCGGCACCUUCUCUAAAUCUGGGCGCGGACCCAACUGUCUUACCGCCGGAAAGAUUCAGCGGGCUGAUCUAUGCCGCUAUUCUGAACAACCUGCCUAGAAAGGAAGAAAGAAGGGUCCUCACGAACCCGAUCCUCGCACUACUGUCCCUCCACGGCUGGGGUCCCCACGGAUGCGAGGAUUCUACAUUUAUGCUAUCCCAGGCAGUCCACCACUCGCACACUCUCGGUUUUCACCUGGCCAGGCCGGGGAAAGCGCCCUCGAAGUCGUCACGGGCGCUGUUCUGGUGUCUCUGGAGCCUUGAUCGAUGGAGUGCCGCCGUGAACGGCAGGCUGCUCAUGAUCCACGACUGCGACAUUUGCCAGGAGGCAGCCGAUGUUCUCCCGCUGUUCCAACCUUCCUUUCGAAUCUGGCUUCGCAUCGCAGAGCAACUGGGCUGGGUGAUCAGAUCAUGUCGCCCGGUAAUGGCUGGGAAUCAAACCGAACAAGAUCCCGAGCUCUGCUCUUUCGAAGAGAUUGUCGAAGCUUCGAAAGGCUGGGGUACAAGUGAUGAAAUACUUGGACCGCUCGAACUCUUCCACCACGCAAUCAUCAUCCUAUCAACACAUUCAAAAGGCCUGCAAGGCCGCUCACGGUUCUGAGCGGCCAAGAUCCGCCAAAACCAGUCCCUCUUAAGCGUCGCAGCCUUCAUCCGCAGACACCAGCAGACGCGAGAUCCCCCUCCGAUAUCGCUCUCCGCCUACACGAUCUCGCUCGCCGUCUCCGUGACAAACAGCCAGCUGAAAGAGACCCAACUUCCCAGCGCCCGCCGUCUCGCGUAGAACACCUCGAGCUGUUCCACCAAUUCCUGAAAUUGCUGAGCACAACCUGGUGGCUAGCAGCCGUGAUGACGCAGCUCAGCAGGAACGCGCUGGACGGCAUUCACCGG
Molecule: messenger RNA, 1181 nt
Organism: Aspergillus homomorphus CBS 101889
Lineage: Eukaryota; Fungi; Ascomycota; Eurotiomycetes; Eurotiales; Aspergillaceae
Product: fungal specific transcription factor domain-containing protein
Exons: 2
Biological process (GO): DNA-templated transcription
Molecular function (GO): zinc ion binding; DNA binding
Source: RefSeq, a predicted model, not a curated record